Messenger RNA from Neopsephotus bourkii (Bourke's parrot), 1346 nucleotides. RefSeq names its product 11-beta-hydroxysteroid dehydrogenase 1-like. Gene Ontology annotation, cellular component: endoplasmic reticulum membrane; intracellular membrane-bounded organelle. The transcript is spliced from 6 exons. Gene Ontology annotation, molecular function: 11-beta-hydroxysteroid dehydrogenase (NADP+) activity; steroid binding. The record is from RefSeq and is a predicted model, not a curated record. The coding region runs from base 375 to 1307 and encodes 310 amino acids. Lineage: Eukaryota; Metazoa; Chordata; Aves; Psittaciformes; Psittacidae. Gene Ontology annotation, biological process: steroid catabolic process.
AAAGGCGCUGUUUAACCACCUGCACCGGGGCUGCCUCUGAUGUUCUCCAAGUGAAACUUGAUGCUGCUCGGCAAAGACACACCUCUUCAGGGUGUUGUGCAAAAUUCUGCAUUUUAACGGAGGACAGGAAAUAUGAAAAGAGCCGGGCAGAACCCAACCGGCACCGCCGGCUAGGCCGAGGCUCUGCCACCCAAACCCAAGGGUUUGCUUCACUCAGCCAGCCAGCCGUGGCUUUUCCAGUGCUUUGGAAGUUGCAGCUCCUUCACUAACAGGUUUUAAAGGACUGGCAUCGCUGUUUCCCUCUGCAGCAGCUCAGCAGAGGGACUUUUCCUUCCCUUCUCUCUUCAUGCUUUAUUUCCUGGCUCCACAGUGGGAUGGGUCGGUUGCAAAAGAUUCUCAUUCCCUUUUUGGGACUGGUUUUGGCCUUCUGGUUUUAUUCUGCGAGGGAGACUUUCAAACCGGAGAUGCUGAAAGGGAAGCGGGUGAUUGUCACCGGAGCGAGCACCGGAAUUGGAGAGGAGAUGGCGUAUCACCUGGCACGGAUGGGAUCCCACAUUCUGAUCACAGCACGGACAGAGAGCAAGCUACAGAAAGUUGUGGAGCGGUGCCGUGAGCUGGGAGCAGCAUCAGCACAGUACAUCAGCGGCACCAUGGAGGACAUGGCCUUUGCUGAGCACGUGGUGAAGGAGGCACAGACCUCACUGGGGGGCCUGGACAUGCUGAUUCUUAACCACGUGGGCACAUCGUACUUUGGCUAUUUCGAUGGAGAUGUUGGGCACGUCCGAAAGCUCCUGGAAAUCAACUUCCUCAGCUACGUGGCAAUGACAGUUUCAGCCCUGCCCAUGCUGAAGGAGAGUGAGGGCAGCAUCGUGGUGGUCUCAUCCAUGGCAGGUAAAGUUGGGUUUCCUUUUACGGUCCCCUACUCUGCAACUAAGUUUGCCUUGGAUGGAUUUUUCAGCUCCCUGAGGCAGGAAUUCCAUAUUCAGAACAUUAAUGUUUCCAUCACUCUCUGCAUCCUUGGCUUCAUCGACACUGACCGCGCGGUGCAGGCCGCCGCGGAUGUGCUGCUCGUGCCCCCGGCACCGCGGGCCGAAUGCGCGCUGGAGAUCCUCAAGGGGGGAGCGCUGCGGCGGAGGGAGCUCUAUUACCGGUACGGCUCGACCCGGCUCCCGCUGCUGCUGCGCGACUGCGCCGCCGAGCUGCUGGACCGCCUGGUGCGCAGCCGGUACCGGCUGGACCGCAUGGGCACCGGCCAGCGCCGCCACCCGACCCCCGCUAACGGAGCUGCGGGCUCGGUUAACCGGUAGCUCAGGAUCCCCGGUGCAACACCCUCCUCUACCGGCGGA